This is a messenger RNA of Serpula lacrymans var. lacrymans S7.9, 912 nucleotides long. RefSeq lists its product as uncharacterized. The transcript has 4 exons. The record is from RefSeq and is a predicted model, not a curated record. The annotation marks the transcript as partial. NCBI's taxonomy places the organism in Eukaryota, Fungi, Basidiomycota, Agaricomycetes, Boletales, Serpulaceae.
GGGUGUCGAUGGUGUGGCGCAAUCCCAGACUGUCGACGCUCACAACAGUCACUUCAACUAUGUUCAUGGCAAUGGCCGCCAAGUAAACAAUGAGAUCCAUGGAAAUCAAAUAAAUAACAUAAACCAAUACCAUCAAGACUUAGCUAACGCACGCGAAAAUCUCGCGGAGUGGCUAUCUCCUCUCAACUUCCCUCAACGGCAGAGCAAUGUCAAUGAAAUUCGACAAGAGGGAACAGGAAAUUGGGUGCUCGAUGACGAGAGGUUCAAGGAAUGGAAAACAGGAGAUGUGAAAACACUUUGGUGCCCUGGGAUUCCUGGAGCUGGGAAGACCGUUCUUGCUUCUUACAUCAUCGAUCAUCUGGCCAAGCAACACAAUCGCGAUAAUGAUAAUGUCGCAGUGCUCUAUUUCUAUUGCAAUCACAAAGACCAAUCAACACAGACAGUCUAUAAUCUUGUGGCAAGCCUCUUGAAGCAACUCGUUCAAGAUUUCACCCCUACCUUCGAGCGCGUCAAAACUGAAUACAAGUCUCAUUGAGUAAAGAAAGUCAGACCAACUCUAUCCGAGGUUUGCAAUACGUUAAAGAAGGAAUUCUUCGAGUUCUCUCGAGUUUUCAUCGUUGUCGACGCUUUGGACGAGGUAUCCGAGGACGACAGUCGUGCUGAGCUUCUCACUAGUCUCCAAGCAAUUGGAGCCAGCUUAUUGGUAACCUCUCGUGACAUUCCAAUUAUCGGAGCAGCUCUUCGUGGCAACCAACGUAUGGAUAUCCGUGCACGUCAUGACGACAUAUGCAAAUAUAUCGAAGGCCGUAUUCGUUCAGGGAGCCACCUUACACAGUUGAGCAGACUCCUGGAUAAACAUGCACAUGUAAAACAAAAAGUUCUUGAGUGUCUUCCAGAAAAAGCGCAGGGGAU